UAGACGGUAUGAGUAUGAGUAUGAGUGAAGGGUAGGGACGUAAAGGGAGAGCAAGUUGUGUGUGUGACGACGACCAACAGUAGAGACAGUUUGGAAGAGUAACAGCAACACAGACCGAGACCGAGAGCCAACAGCAACAGCCAAGAGCAAGAGCGUCCACUGCCAUCCGAACCAAGUACAAGGAAACAUCUAGCUAGUUGAUAUAUUUUAUCGUUGCAACUAAUCUGCGGACUAAGAAGAGUAUCAAAAUAAAAGAUGGCACGUACAAAGCAGACAGCUCGUAAAUCAACCGGAGGAAAAGCUCCGCGAAAACAAUUGGCUACAAAAGCCGCGCGUAAGAGCGCACCUUCAACCGGUGGAGUCAAGAAACCCCAUCGUUACCGCCCAGGUACGGUCGCUCUUCGUGAAAUCAGAAGAUACCAGAAGUCAACGGAGUUGUUGAUCAGAAAAUUGCCCUUCCAGCGAUUGGUUCGUGAAAUCGCUCAGGAUUUCAAGACCGAUUUGCGUUUCCAGAGCGCGGCCAUCGGCGCUCUUCAGGAAGCUUCUGAAGCCUACUUGGUCGGUCUCUUUGAAGACACAAACUUGUGCGCAAUUCACGCCAAGCGUGUAACAAUUAUGCCGAAAGACAUCCAAUUGGCCCGACGAAUCCGUGGUGAACGUGCUUAAAUAAUCACUUAUCUAUUUAAAAAAAUUAAAUACCCAAUCAUCAAAAUUACCGUUUACUAUAAUUAUUAUUAUCAUUACUAUUAUUCGUAAUAACGGAUGACACAUUUUAUUCAUUCCUAUUCAUCGUAAGGUAACUGCAUCUGUUUGUAGCAUCAGACUAACCAUACACAUUAUAUAUAUUAAAUAUAUAUUAUAUAUCAUUCAUUACACUUUUAAGAUAAACUAUAAAUUAAUUGAUUGCAAUCGUUUGCGAGCUUAAAAAUAAAUAAAAUCAUCAAUUAACAUGACAUUCAAUAGUAAUAAUUUAAAAUUUUAAUUAAAUUGUCGCAAGCGAUUUCCGGAUUCGUCGAUAAUUCAAAAAUCCACUUACCAUUUAAUCAUUAUCAUUAAUCAUUAAUGUAAUAAUUAAAGAUAAUUUUGCACAUGAUAGUGAUGUGCACUAGAGUAUAAUAUGUUUAGAGUGAUCCAGUUACUUUGAGAAAGAUUGUAAGGUUGUAUUUUUUUUUAUUUUACUUAUUUUUUGUUUUUGUAUCGAAAUUAUAAUUAAUUGAGUACUGGAUCACAUACAAGUAUUCAUUAAAUGUGUGAAAAAAUUUCAUAAAUAAAUUUGCUAAUAUCUAA
Molecule: messenger RNA, 1287 nt
Organism: Microplitis mediator
Lineage: Eukaryota; Metazoa; Arthropoda; Insecta; Hymenoptera; Braconidae
Product: histone H3.3A
Exons: 3
Coding region: 256-666 (136 amino acids)
Cellular component (GO): nucleosome
Molecular function (GO): structural constituent of chromatin; protein heterodimerization activity; DNA binding
Source: RefSeq, a predicted model, not a curated record